Molecule: messenger RNA, 837 nt
Organism: Anopheles maculipalpis
Lineage: Eukaryota; Metazoa; Arthropoda; Insecta; Diptera; Culicidae
Product: spindle and kinetochore-associated protein 1-like
Exons: 3
Coding region: 1-819 (272 amino acids)
Biological process (GO): regulation of microtubule polymerization or depolymerization; cell division; mitotic cell cycle
Cellular component (GO): spindle microtubule; outer kinetochore; mitotic spindle
Molecular function (GO): microtubule binding
Source: RefSeq, a predicted model, not a curated record
AUGGACCAAACUUUGGAAAACAUUUUUCAAAAACAACUCGAGACUAUGCAAAGAAUUGAACUAUUUCUUAACAUAUACAAAUGCAAAGCGUUCGUGGCGGAAGACUUGCGCGGAUUGAAGGAAGAAGUGGGUAGCGCGGCCGAGAAGUUAAAAAGCACCAAAGAAUAUCUAGAAAUCGAUCGCAAGGAUGUGUGUUCGCAGUUUAUUGAAAUAAUGCAGAAAAUGCGACGAAAUGAGCUGCUUAUGCUUCACCUGCUAGAAGUGGGAACAAACGUGGAACAAAAUGAAAAUGUUAAACCUGCUCUCCAGCCUUUCGGGUCGAAACAACCGAUGCCACUAAAGGAGCUUCAAAACGAAACGAAUCCCUCGAAAAUGCAUCUGCUGGAUUACUCCAAAUCUCCUUUCGCGUCACGUUCAAAACCAAGAAACAUUCACUUCUAUGACUUUGAGGCGGAAAUCACGGAGGAAGAGUUUGAAACGAUUCCCAAGUAUUUGAAGGGACGGAUGCAACUGUCCGAAUUGAAACAGUUUCUCGAGUGUGACGUCAUUAAAUGCUUUGAGGAAAAAUAUACGCUAAUGUACAAACAUCGCAAGGCUCUCGUAAAUCAGCAUGAUUUGAACAUUUGGAAGGAAUACAACAGCCAACAGGCCAACUUUCCCGACGAAAAAUUCAUCACGCAAGAAGACUUAUCUCGCAAAUCUGGUAAAGCUUUAGACAAGAAAAGCUAUGCAAAGCUUCAAAUGCUUCGACAUCUUCACAUUCUGCGAGAAGUGCGCUCGGAAGGCACAAUGUACUUCCUAUGGAUUUACAGCAAAUAAAACCAUUCUCAGAGGGCU